Molecule: messenger RNA, 3676 nt
Organism: Myotis daubentonii (Daubenton's bat)
Lineage: Eukaryota; Metazoa; Chordata; Mammalia; Chiroptera; Vespertilionidae
Gene: BMX
Product: BMX non-receptor tyrosine kinase
Biological process (GO): protein phosphorylation; intracellular signal transduction
Molecular function (GO): ATP binding; protein tyrosine kinase activity
Source: RefSeq, a predicted model, not a curated record
GGCACUGAGUAAUGUAGCCAUUUCUGACCCGGCAGCAGGGAAAAUGUGAGACAAUUUGCUGCUGCUGGAAGGAGGUCAGCUGAGGCUGUGUUCCUGCAAGAGCAGAUUGACUUCACUGCGGUGGACCGGGCAUCGGAACAAGCCAAAAUGGACGACAGUAUGGAUACAAAAUCCAUUCUAGAAGAACUUCUUCUCAAAAGGUCACAGCAAAAGAAGAAAAUGUCACCAAAUAAUUACAAAGAGCGGCUUUUUGUUUUGACCAAAACAAACCUCUCCUAUUAUGAAUAUGACAAAAUGAAAAGAGGUAGCAGAAAAGGAUCAAUUGAUAUUAAGAACAUCAGAUGUGUGGAGAAAGUCAAUCUUGAGGAGCAGACCCCUGUGGAGAGACAGUACCCAUUUCAGAUUGUCUAUAAAGAUGGGCUUCUCUAUGUCUAUGCAUCAAAUGAAGAGAGCCGAAGUCAGUGGUUGAAAGCGUUACAAAAUGAGAUAAGGGGCAACCCCCACCUGCUGAUCAAGUACCACAGUGGGUUCUUCGUGGACGGGAAGUUCCUGUGCUGCCAGCAGAGUUGCAAAGCGGCCCCGGGAUGUACUCUCUGGGAAGCAUAUGCUGAUCUGCACAUUGCAACAAAGGAAGAGAAACUGAGAAUUCCCGCCUUCCCAGACAGAAUGCUGAAGAUUCCUCGAGCAGUUCCUAUUUUCAAAAUGGAUGAACCAUCCUCAAGUACCACUCUAGUCCAGUAUGAAAGUGACUCAAAGAAAAGCUAUGACUCCCAGCCAAACGUCAAUAUGCAGUAUGUUCCAAGGGAAGAUUGCCCUGACUGGUGGCAAGUAAGAAAACUGAAAAGCAGUGAGGAUUUUGCAUGCAGCAACCAAAGAGAAAAAAAUGUGAAUCACAGCACCUCAAAGAUGUCAUGGGGAUUCCCUGAGUCAAGUUCAUCUGAAGAAGAGGAAAACCUGGAUGACCAAGACUGGUUUGCAGGUAACAUCUCCAGGUCACAAGCUGAACAGUUACUGAGACAAAAGGGAAAAGAAGGAGCAUUUAUGGUUAGAAAUUCCAGUCAAGUGGGAAUGUACACAGUGUCUUUAUUUAGUAAGGCUGUGAAUGAUAAGAAAGGAACCGUCAAACAUUACCAUGUGCAUACAAAUGCUGAGAACAAAUUGUACCUGGCAGAAAACUACUGUUUUGAUUCCAUUCCAAAGCUUAUUCACUAUCAUCAACACAAUUCAGCAGGCAUGAUCACACGACUCCGCCACCCUGUGUCGACCAAGGCCAACAAGGUCCCCACCUCCGUGUCUUUGGGAAGUGGAAUCUGGGAACUGAAAAGAGAAGAGAUUACCCUGUUGAAAGAGCUGGGAAGUGGACAGUUUGGAGUAGUCCAUUUGGGCAAGUGGAAAGGGCAGUAUGAUGUUGCCAUUAAGAUGAUCAAGGAGGGCUCCAUGUCAGAAGAUGAAUUCUUCCAGGAGGCUCAGACCAUGAUGAAACUCAACCAUCCCAAGCUGGUGAAAUUCUAUGGAGUGUGCUCAAAGAUAUACCCUAUAUACAUAGUGACUGAAUAUAUAACCAAUGGCUGCUUGCUUAAUUAUCUGAAGAGUCAUGGAAAAGGACUUGAAACCUACCAGCUCUUAGAAAUGUGCUAUGAUGUUUGUGAAGGCAUGGCCUUCUUGGAGAGCCACCAGUUCAUACAUCGGGACUUGGCUGCUCGGAACUGCUUGGUGGACGGUGAUCUCUCUGUGAAAGUAUCUGACUUUGGAAUGACAAGGUAUGUUCUUGAUGACCAGUAUGUCAGCUCAGUAGGAACCAAGUUUCCGGUCAAGUGGUCAGCCCCAGAAGUGUUUCACUACUUCAAAUACAGCAGCAAGUCAGACGUAUGGGCAUUCGGGGUCCUGAUGUGGGAAGUGUUCAGCCUGGGGAAGCAGCCCUACGACUUGUACGACAACUCCCAGGUGGUUGUGAAGGUCUCCCAGGGCCACAGGCUCUACCGGCCCAAACUGGCAUCGGACACCGUCUACCAGAUCAUGUACAGCUGCUGGCAUGAGCUUCCAGAAAAGCGUCCCACAUUUCAGCAACUUCUGUCUUCCAUUGAACCACUUCGGGAAAAAGACAAGCCUUAAAGAAGAAACUAGGAGAUCUGAUAAGAAUGGACAUAAAUGUUAGCCAACAUCUUCAUUCUUUUUAAGGAAAGUAGCAAGGCACAGAUGACCUAAUUUAGUGAGUUCUUCUUACUGGUAUUCUGUGUGCUGUUUGUUAUAUGAUCUAGAAAUGAAUAAAGUAAGAAAGAAAAGAUUUCCUUGAAAUUUAGGUCAAAUUAAUAAUUUUGUUUAUGCUGCUCUUAAUAUUAUAAUUCCAAGCCUAUAGCAGAAGCACAUUUCCUGAUUGCAGUAAAGAGGGCAUAUACCACAUGUAAAGAUUGAACAGAACUGAAAAAUUAUUUGUUCCAUAUUUGUUCUUUUCUUUAUAUCAUCACUCCCAUGAUAAUUAAAUAUGCUAUUAAUAAGUACAAAAUGUGGACAUUUGCCUUCAUGUUUCAAUGUUCUCAAUCUUUAGCAUGCAUGUGAAUCAAAUGAAGAGUUUAUUAAAACACAGAUUCCUAGGAACUACCCAAGAGAUUCUGGUAGAGCAGGUCUGAGUGCAGCCAGAGAAUCUACAUUUUUAACAAGUGUCAAUAUGUUCCUGUGCAGACAGUCAGAACUGCCCUAGGAGACCUCAUUAUAUGAUGGGCAUCACUAGGUGGUCCACAACUUAAUCCAAAUAACACAAUUCUCAUCACAGAUCAUUGUCAAGCUUCACUUGGAGCUUAGAUUAGAACAAUGACUUUAUGUCACCAUGUACACAAAUAGAAAACUAAAGUUCAACAAUAUUAUCUAUAUUAAUAAAAGGGUAAUGUGCUAAUUAUACCAGGUCGACCGGACAUUUUCCAGACAUUCUGCCUUCCUUCCAAACAAAGCCACAGUGGUGGCGGCCAAGGCAGAGGCGGUUAGGGGUGAUCAAGCUGGCAGGGGAGGGCAGUUAGGAGUGAUCAGGCCAGAACGCAGGUGAGUGGUUAGGAGCCAGCGGUCCUGGAUUGGAGAGGGUGCAGGCCAGGCUGAGGGAUCCUGCCACCAUGCUUGAAUUUUGUGCACUGGGCCUCUAGUUCCAUAAUAUGUUUACUAUGUUUCACAUAGAGUAAAUUUUAAAAGGUGCUAAGGUAUAACUGUGCCUUUUUCCUUACCGUUAACCAAUAUCAAUCUCAACUCAAGUGUAACCAAGAUCUUAUAUCUAGAAUUGAUAAGAUUGUUGCUUUCUAAUCAUUUUAAAUCCUUGAGUUUUGGGCCCUAGGGCUUCUGGCCAGUUUGACAACUGAAGUUUCUAUUUCGGUCUUCCUUCUUGACACAAAGGUGCAGAAGUAUGAGUUUAGUUUCUCAUGGCUAUUAUUAAAAUAUACUUUAGCUUUAAAACUCUUCCUGAGAAUUCCCUCCUUCACAGCCUGCUGCUGAACCCAUAGGUUUUCAUCUCUCUUGGAUUCCUUCAUUAUCAUCUCUAUAAUGUCAAGAAGGGAAAGAGAGGUUAUGCUGAGGGCACUAUUACAAUGGAAAGACGCCCAAAUUAAGCCCUGCUACUACUUUCUAGCUAUAAGUUAAUAAUCUCCCUCAAGAGACAUUCAUACCCUUUCUUGUCCCACUAAUCCCCUCACCUCCC